CGAACUUGACGAAACCACCUGGUUUCACAAAACCGCUAAUCGCACCUCAAAAACCCACUCUCUCUCCCCCCUUUUCCCCAAGAUAUAUACGCAAUACCCACGGUACGUUCCACACACCCAACCACCUGAGAGAGGCGAGGCAAAGCAAAGCAGCCAUAGCGCUCAGAAAUCUCUCUCAAUUUCUUGCCUCCGCCAAACACAGCAUAGAGAACUAAUAGAAGAAAAAGAAGAAGGGGGAGGCCAUUGGAGAAGCGGAAGGAAGGAAUUAGCAGAGAGAGAGAGAGAGAGAGAGGCGGUUUGAGGAGCUCGCUCGAUCGAUCUGCAUACAUCUGCUGAACUGCUCGGCCUCUGAUCUGGUGCGGUGUGGAGCCUGAUCAAUCCGUCUGGAUCGGGAAGGCAGACAGAGCAGAGAAUGGGGAGAGGGAGAGUGCAGCUGCGGAGGAUAGAGAACAAGAUCAACAGGCAGGUGACGUUCUCGAAGCGGCGGUCCGGUCUGCUGAAGAAGGCGCAUGAGAUCUCUGUUCUGUGCGACGCGGAAGUGGCUCUCAUCGUCUUCUCCACCAAGGGGAAGCUCUUCGAGUACUCUACGGAUUCCUGCAUGGAGAGGAUCCUAGAACGUUACGAGAGAUACUCCUAUGCUGAGAGGCAGCUUCUUGCCAAUGACACUGUCGUCAAUUUACAGGGUAGCUGGACUCUAGAAUAUGCAAAGCUCAAGGCUAGGAUUGAAGUCUUGCAAAAGAAUCUAAGGCACUACAAUGGACAAGACCUGGACUCGCUAAGCCUUAGGGAACUUCAAAACCUGGAGCAACAACUUGAUUCUGCUCUUAAGCACAUUCGGUCAAGAAAGAACCAGCUGAUGUAUGAAUCCAUCACAGAUCUUCAGAAAAAGGACAAGGCCCUCCAGGAGCAGAACAACCAACUGGCAAAGAAGGUGAAGGAAAGGGAGAAGGAAAUAUGUGAGCAAGGAGAGUGGGAGCAGCAAGACCCAUCUUCUCUAGUUCCUCAACAGACCACCCAUGGCACCCUCGAUUUACCUUCUACUACUACUACUACAAACAAUAACGUUGCCCAGCAGCCAUUACAGCAUCCUCUUGACAUAAUAAGUGGCGGAAGCGGCAGCGGAGGUGUUUAUCCUGCGAGAGGUAGUGGAGGAGCGGAAGAAGGAACUACAUCAUCCGGUAGUCGAGCCAAUGCGCUCCUGCCACCGUGGAUGAUGGGCCACCAUAUAUGAUGAUUAUUAUUAUUAUAUACAUAAUAAUAUGCAUGGAAAAGGCGCAGGGAACAACUUCUAUUAUAGGCUAUAGCCCUUUCAACUUAUUUAUUAAAAUUUUGAUUUUAUGUUGUUCUUAUACAUAUAUAUAUAUAUAUGCAUGCUUUAAUUCGAGGUAUAUGUAAGCUUUGAUCGCGAGCGGACGUCGCCGAUAUGUGUGUGUGUGUAUGUAAUUUUAGUAUUGUAUAUACGCCGAGUCAUCAUCCAAGUGCCUAUAUCUAUAAACUGGAUGUAAAUUGAGAUUGGAGAUGUUGUACCAGAAUAGCUUUCCUCCAUGCAUGCUAGAUUAUUACAUCACCUUUCAGCAUGCGAUUCAUUUACCAGACCUUAGUUACUGUUGUAUCAUUAUUAUUAUUUUU
Molecule: messenger RNA, 1629 nt
Organism: Linum tenue
Lineage: Eukaryota; Viridiplantae; Streptophyta; Magnoliopsida; Malpighiales; Linaceae
Source: the annotation of a GenBank genome assembly